Messenger RNA from Coturnix japonica (Japanese quail), 4337 nucleotides. It is a transcript of the gene TMPRSS12, whose product is annotated as transmembrane serine protease 12. The record is from RefSeq and is a predicted model, not a curated record. Gene Ontology annotation, molecular function: serine-type endopeptidase activity. Lineage: Eukaryota; Metazoa; Chordata; Aves; Galliformes; Phasianidae. Gene Ontology annotation, biological process: proteolysis.
CAGGGGCUUCUUUCAGGUGCCCUAUGGGGUGGUAUCUCAGCCCCAUUGGUGGUUGGUGGUGGCUGUUGGUGGCCGUUGGUGGCCCUGCUGCCAUUUUGUGCCCCUGAAGGAGGAUGCGGCCCCAGCUGCCCACCGCAUCCGUGCUGCUGUUGUGGGUCCUGGCAAGCACUGAUCCCUCCGUGUUGGCCCCACGGUUGUCCUUGGAGGUCCUUGUUGAGUGCGGAUGGCGGCCGCUCAUGGAUGACAUCUCAGGAUCCAGGAUUGUGGGUGGUGAUACAGCCCCGUUGGGAUCGUGGCCGUGGGCCGUCAGCCUCCAGGUGCAACUGGUGGGGGUGAGAUUCGCCCACAUAUGCGGCGGAGCUUUGGUCAGUGAGAACUCGGUGCUCACCGCUGCCCACUGCACGACGGGACGGAUGGACCCGUAUUAUUGGAGAGCAGUGAUGGGCACAAAUAACAUUUGGAAACACAGCAAACACGUACUAAAAAGAAGGAUCGCCCGCAUCUACGUGCACCCCGAAUUCAACAGAGAGACGUUUGAAAACGACAUUGCUUUGUUUCAGCUGCGUUCUGCCGUGCACUACAGCGAUUACAUCCAACCCAUCUGCUUACCUCCUAUACACCCUUACCUGUACGCUGACAACAAAAUCAAGUGCUUUAUCAGCGGCUGGGGACACGUAAGAGAAAAAGGCAAACCUUCAUCUGUGCUGCAAGAGGCAGGAGUGGAAAUCAUUCCUUCCCAUGUCUGUAACAGCUCUCAAUCAUAUGGAGGUCUGAUCAACGCCAACAUGAUCUGUGCUGGCUCUCCAUCAGGAGGAGUUGAUUCCUGCCAGGGAGACAGCGGAGGACCUUUGGCGUGCCACUACCCCCCAGCCAACAAAUUCUAUGUGAUAGGGGUCACCAGCUUUGGGCUCGGCUGCGGCCAUCCCAAUUUCCCUGGGAUCUACGUCCGAUUGGCUCCAUACAGAAGGUGGAUCAAAUCCCAACUUCUGCUGAUCAGCACAGCCACAGCUCCUGCCAGCACCGCCCUUACCCUGACUGCCAUAGGGGUGGUGCUCCUGCACACUUCCUAAGGCAACAUCAGCACAGCUCCGUUCAUCUCGUUCCAGGACAAAUCUUGAAGCAAUAGGACAUAAUUGUGUCCCAUCCAAUCUGCAUUUGUAAACAACACUUAAAAAAGCCUGGAGUCGUGUCCUUUCUUGUAAAUGUAGGAACUAAAGCAAGGUAACAGUAGUUAAUGUACACAUCCAUCAAGGUAACAACAGUUAAUGUACAUAUCCAUGGGUGUUUUGUAAGGGUGUGAGGUUUCAAACUGUGCUAACCUCCCAUCUUUUCCAAGGUACGAAGCAGUUACAUGAAUUCAUCACAUUAAAACCUUAUUAGUGUAUGUCACAAUGACAACACAGUGAUAAUAACGUGAAUAUCAAUUGUCUGCUUGUCAGAAGGUUUGAUAUUUCACCACCUUAUGCAGCGUGUUCUACCCUCCCUUCAAGGAAAGCUGCAAUACAUCGAGCUGUAGAAUCUUGGCAUCCUCACAACAAAACAUCAUUUCCUUGAGAUAAAUUGGUGGCUUUCUCUCCUGAAAAGCUUCUCCCAUAGACCUGCAUGGAGACGGUAAAUGUGAGAGCUUCAGGUUGAUGAAAGCAACCCUAAAAGCGUGAAAUCUAACAUUAAAACCAUUGAGCAGUGCUCCCAAAUGUGUGUAUUUCAUUACUAUCUUUUCUGCCUUUGAUCUCUAUACUGAAAUAAGAAGAAAAGGUAACAAGCUCGACCCUAAUAAUGACAGUGAGUACAGGAACUGCACCGGCUGGAAAUGCUUUUCCCUACCCUACUGCUGUGCUUUCCCAGCUGUCAGAAACUUACUUAGGGAUUAUGGAAUAUCAGCACGGCUCUGUGGAUGGCACAGACGCUCCCUCUGCUGGGUGAAUGGCAGCAGAACACACGAUGGUUUCAGCUCUCAGAGGCUUGAAUGGAAACAAGUACCUGCAGAAAGGCCAAAGGAGUUUUGCAAUGAGGACUGCAUGGCAGGACACACGUGGGAAGAGAUGCUGCUGCAGUGGUGGGUUAAUUAAAAGCAAGUAAGACAAGAAAUAAAGAACAUCAGAGUUAUCUUUUGGUGACUUUAUUUACCAAGGUCAAAAUCUGCAACCAUCUAAUUGUUUUGACAAAUAUUUACAGUUCAUAUAAAGCACGUAUGUUGGUUUGGAACAAAACAAAAGCAGAGCAGUAUUUGCUACUACACCUCUCACUCUCAGGAUACAGGUUUUGUUUCUCUUCCUGAUGUUACAAAGUAAAUCCAGAAAUCAGUACUUUGUGAUAAGCGAUUACUUAAAGCACAAACCCGUGUUACUGGUGAAUACCUCCGUGAUGAGAAAUUCAGCUGCUCUUUCCAAAGGAUAAAGGGCUGCCUAAAGGUCCUAAAGCGUCGCUCCGUAUUUGCUCCACUUGCUGAAAUAAAGAAUUGGCCACUGUGGGUUUUAUUUUGUACAGUCUUAACACGUGAUAACUUCCUUAAUGAUGAUGAUUCUGUAUUACAAAAGAAGGUAAAGGAACGACAGCACGCAGUGAGGAUGAGGAUACUGCACAGAGGAGCUGCCACAUCAGUCCCAGCAUUGCAGAUCAGUCCCUCUGAAGCGCACACACACUGAUGGCAGACAGUGAGAGUCCAAUUCUAGAGGUGCUGAGCACCCCCCUGGGAGCACUUUACUCUUAAUGGCUUUCUCAGCAUUGCUGGUUAUGGCUGAUGUGCAACAAAAGCAUUCUUAUUGUGUUUGACACGACUGAGGACACAAGUGUACGCUCCAGUCUGGCCUAAAGGAAAUGUGUUGUGGAUGACGGACGCGUUCUAUUCAGGAAGCCUGGAAUAAAAACGUUUGUAUAGGCUGCUAACAGUGGGACUGUGGAGCGCAGUGUCACCCUCACAGCACUCAAAGAGCUCUGCUUGCUCAUGAGUUCAAAAUGAGUAAAAUAAAAACAUGGAAAAGCAGCACAAAUCAGGGGAGUGAGCACAUCUCCUAACUUCAUUCAGGUCCGAGCCAGCACAAUACACACACACACACACACACGUAGCUCUAACACCUUUUGCACAGCGUAGCCCAUAGUGCAAUUCCCAACCGACAGAUCUGGAAGCAGGAUUCGAUCCUAACUAUGGAGAAUAGUGUGUUUCUUCACCACGCAAGAAGCACUGAGCACACAUUUGUCUGUGUCACAGAAUGGCAGAACAGCUGAGGUUGGAGGGAGCUCUAUGGGGUGAGGAGGACUCCCAGUGCUACCCAGCACUGUGCCCAUAUGGAUUUUAACACCCCUGGUCACAUCAAACACAACGUCUGCCUGAAACAAAUCAAAGUGAUACCAGCCAGAAUCUGAGAGCAAUCAGAUCAAACACGUGCAGAUAUUAUCAACUGUAGGGGAAAAAAAAGCCCCAAUUCAUGUUUUUUUUCCCCCCCAAGAUCCAUUUCUUCUGUAAGCUGCCUACAGACAUAUAAAACUAAUUCAAAUAUCUCCUACACCAAAGAGGAUCUCAAUUUUGACUUUGUGCUAUCCAUAAAAAUAUACGCUUGAAAAUCUGGUUCACAAAAUAUUUCAUUUGUUUACUAAAAUGAAAUAUAUAAACUGUCAAAAUACGUAUAUAAACUUAAUUUUGGAACUUGUAAAGAUCACAAUUCAGCUACAAAAUAUACCAACCAUCUGCCUUGUUUUCAAUAGAGUAUUUGCUUACAAAGAUACCAUUACUUUGCAAAAUAUUGCCUACUUUACAAAAUUAGUCCAGAAGUUUUGCACUACUUUCAGCAUACAAACCACAGAACCUCAUGAAACCCUUUGGUAUAUUCUUCUGUCCUCUGCUUUAUCGUACUUCUAUUUGGUUUACAUCCCAAAGCACAGUAGAAUCUCCAGACAGAAUAAGCAGUGCAUAUUUAAUUGUACAGAUAAUCAGCACACCGUUUCUUGUUCCAUUAUAGAUGUCUAUCAGGCCCAGAAACUAAAACCAAACCAUUAUGAAAUCACCCUCCUGAAACUUCUGUGCACCGUCCCUCACUCUACCAAGCUGUGCUUUAAAAUAACUGGAUGUGUUGAGCUCUCUGAAGUCAACACCACUCCGUGCACCCCAGGCAUUUUCAGGGCUGCUCCUCUCGUUGCUUUCUGCAGAUCCUUUCCUAAUCUGAUAAACACAGCAAACAUUGAAGGAAAAAACAAAACGAAACAAAAGGAAAAACCUGUAAAACUGUCAGCUGAAAAAGAGGAAACAUAAUUUAGGCCUCAAGCACAGGAUUAGCUUCUAUUCACCUGCACCUGUAAAUAACAACUUACAGGCUCAAAUUAAAAUAUUUACAUACAGAUAA